AUUGCUGUUUCUUCCGUGUUUUGGUACUUUCAAUGUCCACGUGUGGAGCGAUGGUUGGCGCGUAGGUAUAACUAACUGUCGAAACAAGUGGUAACUAUUGCAUAGAUUAGUUGCUGACAUUGGAUUCCACGUCGUCCUUUGAUGAGUGCACUGUAGCUCUUCAGUUCAAGCUUGAGAGUGUUCCAGCUGGUAUUGAAGAUGGUGAUACUCUCUUGACUGAAAGGUGACAAGAAAUACCACAACUUUGGUCCACUUGCCGAGAUGUGGAACCGCAACCGUCGCGGUGGGCUGGGAGUCAUGCUACUAGCUGGCCAGAUCAUGAAUGUUGGGGUUCACAGAAUCCCCCCUGUCACUCUGGCUCUCAUAGCAGCGCAGACUGCCAUAUUCCUCAACUUUGUGCCCCAGUACUUUCCCUCGGCCUCAGCUGUGUGCAUGAGCACAUACUUGGUGUAUUAUCACAAGCAGUGGAAAAGGUUGAUUCUUGGGACAUUUUUUCAUGCUGAUGACAUGCACUUGUAUUUCAAUAUGUCCUCCUUGUUGAUGAAGGGUUUGACGCUAGAGAAAAGGUUAGGCAGUGUCUACUUCGCCUACCUGGUGGCUGUGUUUACUGGGUUAACAAGUCUCACCUAUGUGGGGUUAAACAUGCUUCUGGAGAAUGCCAUGGAGGACCACACUUAUUCUACUUCAUGUGCUGUUGGAUUCUCAGGUGUUCUGUUUGCCCUGAAGGUGCUGACAACCCACUACACCCCGCCUGGUCUCCACUACGCCCUGGGCCUCAUCCCUGUGCCCUCCCGCUACAUCUACUGGGCGGAGCUGGUGCUCAUACAGAUGAUCACACCUAACGCCUCCUUUGUUGGUCACCUGGCAGGGAUCCUGGUGGGGCUGCUGUACAUCAAAGGCCCCCUCAAGCCAAUCAUGGACGGCUUUGUUCCCCCCGGCCCAUCCUACACAUACACUGCCAGGAAUAGUGGGUAUCGGUCAGCAGGAUACACAACAGGAAGGUCAUGGGCGUCUCCACAGCAACAGUACAGUCAACCCAGUUACUCUGACCAGUCGGCAUACACAGGGGGGAUGAGUGAAGAGGAACAAUAUGCACAUGCUCGAGAGGAGAGUUUACAACAACAGCGGGCUGCAAGUCAGUCAAACAGAUUAUACCCUGACUUGGAUGAACUGAGGACCAGGCGGAGCCAGCACUACAACCGGUACAGGUGACCCACCCAUCACCACAUGCUGCAAGUCAUACACAGAAUGUUCCAUCAGGGUUGGUCCAGGACUAGCUGCACUGUGUUCAAUCAACAUCACUGGAAAUCUAGUUCUUAUGACACAAGGAAAUGUCUGUGAUAAUUGUCCACUUUCUGCCUCUGGCUUUUGUGUCCAAACGAGUCUUGACAUUUGUGAUAAUUCCUCCAAUUCAUGUUGAUUAUAUUUAUCCCCUGCCACAAAGUGGAAGGGGCAUAUAUAUAGGAAUGGGUGCUGUCCGGUCAUCCGUCACAUUUUGCAGAACUAAAAAACAUUGAGAGAUAUCUUUACCAAACUUGGCACAUAGAUAGGUCUAGAGGUGAACUUGUGCCUUUUAAUAUUUUGGGAUUUUUGAAAAAAAUAUUUUUUGGGUUUCCAUGGCAAUGACUUUGAAUUAGAUCUUGAAAACCGUACAAUAGUUUCUUGCCUUGCACACAACCAAACUUGUCAUAUUGGCAGAGGAUAUGAGUAUUUCAUGCUGGGUUUAUUCAUUUACAUGACUUCUAUCAGUAGCCCACUACUGCACAUUUAUGCUGCUUAUCAGAUAUUCCAAGGAUGUAUGCAGAAAUGGUCAGCUUGUAAACUACAUUUUCAGUAUAACUGUGGUUUUUGUUAUGUGUAUGUAUAUACCAAUGUGAGCCAUUGAUGGAGAGCCUUUUGCCUGAUUCAUCUAUGGAACAUUUGUACAGAAUAGAUUUAAUAGUUAAGGACAUUUCUGAACACAUUUAUUCAUGACCAAUGACAUGAAGCUGAAAGUGAAUGAAACUUUGUAUUGAUACUAUUAUUUUGUAAAUUAGAAAAUUACAUUAACCAUUUGUAGACAUGUUAUAAGAAAAACAACUUUCAAAUCUUUGUACUAAGAAUGAACUGAAGACCAACAGUACCAGCAAUAACAAGGUUUCAUCUUUGACAUAAAACUGUUAUAUGUACAUGUAUUAACAUACAACCAACAGACAACUUUCCUAGUAAAAAUACCAACAGUA
Messenger RNA from Haliotis rufescens (red abalone), 2222 nucleotides. Its product is annotated as rhomboid-related protein 4-like. Gene Ontology annotation, molecular function: serine-type endopeptidase activity. NCBI's taxonomy places the organism in Eukaryota, Metazoa, Mollusca, Gastropoda, Lepetellida, Haliotidae. The transcript has 6 exons. The coding region runs from base 262 to 1212 and encodes 316 amino acids. Gene Ontology annotation, cellular component: membrane. The record is from RefSeq and is a predicted model, not a curated record.